AUGUUCGUUCUCGGUUCUAUGGCUCCGUUCACUCUCAUCAAUGCUCUCCCUCCGUUCAUAUCUCCAGACGAACAUCGGGCUAUAAUCGCCUCCACCCCCUCAUCUUUCAGCGACAUUCCUCCUGUCUUACGCCAUAGAGAAGAAAAUGUGUCGGUAACGAUUGACCCUCCCUUCGAGGGAUUCACUGCACAAGAUGCCGCAAAUGGAACUCUGUAUGUUAUCGAGAGUGUCCUUGUAUUCAUGUCUGCUGCGGGUCGCGGGUUCCAGGUCGAGUAUCCGUCAAUCACCUUGCAUGCCAUCUCGCGCGCGGAAUCUGGUCCAUCAAUAUAUUGCCAGCUCGACGAAAUUCUCAAAACCGUCGAUGGCGCCGAUCCAGAUGGAGAAUGCGAAGAUGACAUGAAAGAGCUCAUCAUUGUCCCGAGAAAUAGCCAAUCCCUUGAAUCUAUCUUUGAGAGCCUUUCCAUAUGCGCUUCGUUACAUCCAGAUCCGGCAUCUAUGUCGGAUGAUGUGGAAGAUGACGCGUUUAUUGACGCUGAUGAUUUAGAGACGUUCACCGGUGAUGAAAACGAAGAGCUCAGUGAGGUUGGGAGGGCGGCUCUUGCCCACCUCGAAUCCAUCAUCUAUGAUCCAUUCGAUCAAUCGACUGGGAACAGCAAUGCUGAUGGCGGGUAG
Fibroporia radiculosa is the source of this 672-nucleotide messenger RNA. RefSeq lists its product as uncharacterized. Gene Ontology annotation, biological process: chloride transport; cell volume homeostasis; mRNA cis splicing, via spliceosome. The transcript has 5 exons. Gene Ontology annotation, cellular component: methylosome; spliceosomal complex; plasma membrane. The record is from RefSeq and is a predicted model, not a curated record. Bases 1 to 672 code for a protein of 223 amino acids. NCBI's taxonomy places the organism in Eukaryota, Fungi, Basidiomycota, Agaricomycetes, Polyporales, Fibroporiaceae.